This is a messenger RNA of [Candida] anglica, 2274 nucleotides long. The record is from the annotation of a GenBank genome assembly. Lineage: Eukaryota; Fungi; Ascomycota; Pichiomycetes; Serinales; Debaryomycetaceae.
AUGCUGGAAUCACAGGGUGAUGAAGAUAGUAGUGGGAUUCAAUUUGCAUCUACUCAAAUGCAGGGGAGGUAUGAAGAGUUGAAGGAGGAACUUGUAGAGGAAGAAGAGAAGAAGCUUUCAAUUUUGAAUCUACAAAGAUUUAAAAAUACGAAUGAUAAGUCAAUUUAUGAUGGCAAAAGAUUUUCAAUAAAUACCAAUCGUAAGGAGAAAAUAACACAAGAGAAGACCAAGAAUGCAAAGCCAAACUCCAAACGUAGGAAGAUCAAGAGUAUUACAUCAUUAAUGAACGAUAAAUAUAGUUUAUCGACGGAAGAGAUAUCUCAAAGAACUGGAGAAAGUGAAGAAAAGGUCCAACUUUCAAUUCUUCAAUAUUUUUCAGGAAAGAAGCGUAAAAUAAAUGACAUCCUUAACCGGAUUGAAACAGCAGAGACCAGAAAGAAUAACGAUACGAAUUCACUCAAGUUGGCAGGACCAUAUGAAGAUCGAUUUAUAUAUUCUAAAACCGAAUGGAAUGAGAUUCUACGAAACAUAAAAGUUCGAUUUCCUAAUCUUUCUUCAAAGACAAAAAGAAGUUUGAAAUAUUUAACUAGAAAGGUACAGAGUUCUCAAAAACUACAAGAAAAUAGUAUAUGGUCACAAACUUCAAUGUGCCCGGAGACAGAUGAAUUAAACUCUGAAGAUAUCAACUGGUUGUACGAUCUUCCAGAGGAUGUGGGAAAUGUAACGAGUUUUUCAGAGAUAGAAGAAAGCUUUCAAGAAAGUAAUCCAUUUGUAUUAACUUUGUCACAAGUUAUGAAUGAGACAAAGAGAUCAUUUGCAGAACAAGAUACCGAUAUUGAAGAGGAUGAGGAUGAACAUGGGUCAAAAGAGGGAUUAAAGGAUGAUAUUAACUGUGAAUUCAAACAAGAUUUCAAAGUAGAUAGUCAAUCAUUUAUUGAAAAUAAGUCAAAAUCUGAGGUUAAGACAAAUGAGGAUGAUAAGUAUAUUGAAGUUAUUUCAGACUCAUCACCCGAAUUAGCACCACUUGUUCUUGUUAAGACUCCUCCCAAACUUCAAAUCCUGGAAACUGCAGACCGUGACUUUGCACCUAUUAUAUCUUCACACCAACAAGAAUCGAUGUUUUCACUUGAUAAUAUUGGUAGUCUUCCUAUUUCUGGAAAUAAGGAAGCAGGCACACAGAAUUUACCGAUUGAAUUAGGUUCAAGUUCACAAAUUGGUGAAGAUAAUCACGAAGAGAUAUUUUCUUCAUCAUUCUCACAAGAAAACAAAAAUACACCAAAAAAGAAAAUGAAACCAAUAGUGAUUGAAGAAAUAAUUUCAUCACCCGUCAGAUCUUUACCAGGGGUGUUUAAAACUCCUACAAAAAGAGCUGGUAUCACUAGCAAAAUUUCUAAACUAGAAGACUCGCCUAUUAAGUUACAGCAAGAAUCACCAAUAUCGGAAUCUAUUUAUUCUACAGCAAAUACGUUUUUCCAAAAUCUGAUCCUGCUGGUUCCAGGAUCUCAGAUUUCAAGAAUUUCUUCUGGUCAAGAUCUACUGAUUGCAAUACCAAAACAAAGUAGGAAACGAUAUAGAACAUCAUUAGUGGAAAUACCAGGAGCAGUUGAAAUAUCAGAAUUGGAAAUUGAAAAUGCCAUCAAAAUUCGGAAAAUAGGUACAAGAAGAGAAGUACCGAUUGAUCCUGAAGAGGAAAUUGCUGAUUCAGAAGAUGAAGGGCAAUUUGAAGGAGACACCAGUAUAAGCAUUAUUGAGAUUUCUCGGGUGAUUCCAGAUGAAGAUGACGCUAUAAACAAGGAGAAAGAAUCUACCGUAGAUAUCUCAAAUACUUCGAUCUUACAAGUACCUUCGAGUCCAAGAGAAGGAGAUAUUAUGUCAGAUUCCGUAGAUUUAAAAGAAAAACCAUCUAUUGAAUCAAGAGACUUUCAAUCUAUGAAUGCCACUCAAUUAAGAGAAAUCUUUUUAGAUUGGGGGUUGAAACCAACAAGAGGAAAGGACAAAAUGGUUGAGAUAUUAAAUGAACUUACGUCACAUGUUAAUGUAACUGAAGUAGGACUAAGUCAACAAGUUGUCGAAUCAAGUGUAUUCGAAAAGAUUACAAAAGUUAUUAGAGACAAUCAAUAUUGGUAUGAUAAAGUACUUAGCUAUGAACCAAUAGUGCUUGGAACUCUUCAAACUUGGUUAACUGAAUCCGGGAUAAGGAUUCAAAGAGAUAUUCUAGAGAAGUAUUGUGAUUAUGCUGGUAUCGUCACAACAUUGGCCAAGGAUGAUAAAUAG